Messenger RNA from Phaedon cochleariae (mustard beetle), 1971 nucleotides. The record is from the annotation of a GenBank genome assembly. Lineage: Eukaryota; Metazoa; Arthropoda; Insecta; Coleoptera; Chrysomelidae.
UGCAGAGUCGCGCCAAAAGAACUGUCAAAUUGUCAAAAAAUUGAAAUAAUCAAAUAUUAAAAAUUCCGAGAUUUUCUACAUCAACUUUUGUCUUUUUCCUUCUACUACAAUCUGUUGAAAAAUGGAUUCGGAUAUUUCGAAAAUUACACCAGAAGAGUGGAUAAAACGAGAAGAAUAUUUCUUGGAACUCUUGAAAAACCCGAGUAUACGAAACCAAAUACCACUACUGAACAUUGAGGAUGUGCAAAACUUCAAAAACUCAACUUUGGUGAGAUUCCAGGGUAUGAUUCAAGAUAUGCAUAGUCCAGAAUUAUAUCUGGACAAGUUUGAUAUUGUGAAUGAGCAAUCUAAUGAGAAACAUCAUGGAAGCAGCAGGUACUGUGAUGAAGUUGAAACUAAGGAAAAUGAAUACAUACAUUUCCACAGUUCCUCCAAACAUAUCGCCGAAAGACAAACUUAUGUAGUAAUUUCUGUGCCUGGUGUAAACAGUUGGUCCCAAAUUACAAAAGCAAAUGAGAAUGUAAAAAUGUGUCCAUCCAGUGGAAGUUGCCCAAAAAAACGCACUCUUGAAGAAUCUAUGGAAACUGAAAGUGGACAACAUUCUACAAUAAAUGAGAAAUGUAAUAAGAAAAUCAACUGCAAUGAGAAUGUGAUUGCAGGAAAUAGUAGCAAGAUAGACAAUAAAUCUACAAAUUUAAUUGAACAUUUCAAAUCUUGCUUUCCUUUACCUGAAGAAACUGGGCAGAUAUUCCAUUUGAAAGUGUACAAGAAUCAAGAAAACCUGAAACUGAAUGAUGUCUGUGAAUUUGUGGGAUUUUUAGCUGUGGGCCCCUUGACAAUUGGUGAUCCAGAAAAUGAAGAAAAUGAGAUGGAAUUCCAAACUCUAUGCCCCCCUUCUUCCUUAGUUCCAAGAAUACACUGUGUCAGUUUUGAAAAAAAUUGUCAUAACAAUCCAUUGAUCCUGAACAAAGAUGAAAUGAAUCUCACAGAAUUCAAUUUGGUCUAUAAGGAUUUACUUUUAAUCCUCACUCAACUGCUCCUAGGAGAUGAUCUAGCAGCAGAGUAUAUGAUUUUUCACCUAAUAUCAGAGAUCUAUAUGCGUCCAAACUAUUUGCCACUAGGGAAGUUCUCUUUGAACAUAUCUAACAUACCAAAAUUAGAUCUAGACUAUGUGAGUGAAUUAUACAAAUUUAUAGAGAGGUUUGUCCCAAAAAGUUAUUACCUUCCAUUGACAUUAGAUAAUUUGAAUGAGCUGAAAUUUGUACCAAAAAAGAACAAUGAAAGUAAUAGUUUGACUUCUGGCAUACUUCAGUUGAGUAAUAAUACUCACUUGGUUUUGGAUGAAACAAAGCUGAAUCCUGGGAAACUCAACACUGCUGGAAUAAAUAAUGUGAAAACCAUAAUUGAGGCUAUCAAAAACCAAAAAGUAGCAUAUGAUUUCAAUUAUUAUCCCCUAGAGUUUGAUUGUGACAUUCCUUUUUUGAUAUUUUCUGAAGGUAAAUCCAUGCUCUCUUCUGAUGUCCAUGUUGUACUAGAACCAGACCUGUUUUGUGCAAAUACAAUCAAGGAAAUCUUUGAAGCAGCAGAGCAAUUUCUGAAACCUGAUAUUCUGGAUGGUAUUAGAAGAUACCUUACAUUGGCUAGGCUAACACAAUAUGAACUUACUGAUAAGGUUGAGGAGUUGGUUACAAAUGAGUUUGUGAACAUGAGACAACAAGGAGCUGUCUCAGCUGAUGAUCUUCACAGCAUGCUUGUAUUAUCAAGGUUAGUUGCUAUUUCACAAGGGAAACCCAAUCUUGAUGAGGAGAGUUGGACAAAGGCAUGUAGACUUGAGCACCAACGGAAGGACAGAUUAAAUAAGAAGCCUUGUAAUGUAGAUUAAGUAUAAUUUCUGUAAUUUCUGCAUGUUCUCAAGUCAACACAUUGAAGAACAAUAUACUUUUUGUUUGAAAAAUUUGUCACAUCAUUUGA